UGCCAUGCAUAUUUUUGCAAUGUGGGAGGAAACCAGAGGACCCGGAGAAAAUCCACGCAGGCACGGGAACAACAUGCAAAGUCCACACACAAAGGCCAGAGCCAGAAUCGAAACCAGCACCUCUGGUUUGUGAAGCCGACGUGCUAACCAGUGCCGCUUCUUGUACAAACACGAUAACAAAUGUAGCAUUAGCACAGGAGCCAGCAUUAACACAACUUGGAAAGUGGCUUGGCUGAUUCACCAGACUUCCAGAUUCCUAAAGUAGAUUAUGAAGGUCAUCAAUUGUCCCCAACAUCUUAUUAAUAGUUUCAACUAUAAAUCCCUGUACGCUUUAAUAUUCCAAACUUCUUUUACAAGAUUACCAUUAAAAUGAAGUCAUAUACGUAUACAGAACUUAGAUUGGUCAAGUUGUGAAUCCAUAACUGCAAAUAGGUGACAAUUUCCCUGAGUUUUUCCUGUGUCAUGUGAUCUUGCCAGAAAAGAGGUUACUGACCUGAGAUGGCACUCAAGAUAGUAUGCCAUCAUCAUUGUUUUUAUCAUCAUCUAAGGUUCAAUUUACGGUCUCUCACUUUAAAGGAAGUAGUUUUAAAGUAGAUCAAGUUGAGAAUUAUUUAAAGUAGCUAUAAGAUGUUAACUGCACUAAAAGUGCAACCAACAUCCUCAACAUUGUAGUGUGUGUCAGCAGCUUCAGGGAUGUGAAGCAAAAACGUCUGAGCGUUAUGAAACUCUGGGAACGGAAGACAGAAAAAAAAAACGAUUUUGACACAGGGUUUUGUUUUUUUUGGGGGGCUUGCAACAUUUCAUAAGAGUGGGUUGAGGCAUUUUGAAACGUGUGUGUGUGUGUGUGUGUGUGUGUGUGUGUGCGUGUGUGUGUGCGUGUGUGCGUGUGCGCGUGUGUGUGUUCGUAAGACAAUCUAUUAUUGUCAGCACAAAAAUAACUGAACCUCUGUCAUGUGGCUUUGCCAGCUGGUCUAUGUGUAAGAUCUUUGGAGAUGCUCAAAAGAGUGGAAUUUAUUUUCAUUUUUUUAAACCCUCAGCAAACACUACAGAUGUAAGUGGAGCAAAACAUCCUUGAUUGUGCUGUUGGCCUCUAUAGCAAGACAAAAUUGACUAUUUUUGAUCGAGAUACGCACUGUAAAUGUGCUGUAAAUCCUCGAUGAUGUCACAAGUUUUCACAGGAGGAAAGAUGACUUCAAGGGAGGCGCAGCAGCUGGGGGGUUGGAGGAGGGGAUUUACUGCUCAGCUAACUGCCGUAUUCUGUAGUUGAAUCACAAAUCAAAUGAUAAAUGACCUAAUUAGAAUAUAAAUAGGAGGAUGGAGAAGAUUUACUUCCCAUUAGACCGGCUGCUAUUUGAAGAAAUAAUCAGUUUGAAAGGUUAAGUGAAGAAUUUAACAUCUUUUUCGAAAGGAAGUGAUGACUGUCGUCAUCAUAAUAGUGCACCAACCAAGUCAACCGCUGAGUGCUGCCGGCACAUCCGUCACCCAGUUCUGAUUGUAACCCAUUUUGCACGUCCUGUAAAAUGACCGCAAAAAAUAUUUUCCCGCCCCCGAUGUCGCACAUCCAUUUACAGGGGUGCCUUUAGAGUGAUCCAAUGUUCAAGUUCCUGUACUUGAUAUAUGAGCAGUUAUUCUGGGUUUUAAUUUAUUUAUUUUGCGAGACUUGCAAUCGCAAACUUGCAAUAUGAUUGCUGUAUGAGAUGAACUGCAAUCUUACACUUUGCUGAGUUCUGGCAAUUUUAACAGAGCGAUGUGUGCCAUUUUUACCCUCAGUUCAACACACGGGUGUGUGGGGUGAGGGGAGAUCAAACAUGAGAGCGGCUGAUUGUGAGUGGCAGCCUUACAGUAUUUCCUUCCUCCAGUCAAUCACUUCAAGGAACCCGCAGACGUUUUUGCACCACUUCGCCGGCCCUCGAAUGUUCCGACAAGACGCGAUGAAGGACGCACUUGUGCUGCUGGUGAUUUUGCUGGAUGUGCACGCGUUCAAGGUGUUAUCACUGCCCUACCAUGCAGACUCUCAUAAAAACUGCAACAACCCGGACCGAGAAUAUUUGUUGGAGUCUUUGGGCCUGUGCUGCAAAAAGUGUCCUCCUGGGUGGCGGCUGACGCGCGAGUGCAGCGGGACAUCAGAGAGUGUGUGUGAGCCGUGUGAACGUGAGCAGUAUAUGGAGAACUGGAACUACGCACCAAACUGCUUCCCUUGCGCUAAAUGCAAAACUCACAAAGGCCUGCAGUUUGCCAUUGCCUGCUCCUCCACUGUCAUGUCCAAGUGCGUGUGUCGACCUGGCAUGUACUGCAUCAUGGAAUCUGAUGAGCAACACUGCACUGCCUGUCAACCCCACACGUCCUGCAGAGCUGGUUAUGGAGUCUCUGUGCUAGGUACGGCUGACUCAAAUGUCAAGUGCAAACGGUGCCAUGAAGGGACAUUCUCCAACACGUCCUCCGCAACAGAGCCUUGUUGGCAUCAUACAAACUGUCACGGAAGGCCUGUGUUAAGAGCAGGCACUUCUACGUCGGAUACGGUUUGCGAGCCUGGCCCGCUGCCACUCACGCACACGAGCAGACAUCGCAAUCAGACUACGAUUACGAGUACACCGAGCCUGGUCUCAGGAGGGACUGUAGAUCCUUUCUUUGGACCAGCUACUUUGGAGGGUUCACUGUCAUCCUCACUGACGCAAAAAACAGGAGUUGAUGGUGAACUGGUUGCAGCAGUCUCCAGCAUUGUCGCCACAGUCACGUUCUUCAUCAUUGUCGCCAUCGUCCUGCUGGUCCUUUAUAAAACCACCUGGACCAAAGGCACAGCGAACUGUCGUCCUAAAGACACCGCGAAUGAAAGCCAUGAGAGUGGCAAUGAAGUCGAAACUCUGCAGCUUUCCUUCACGGCGAACUCGCCAGGGGAACAAAGCAGCUUGCUACAGACGGAUGUCAGUUGUGAUUCUGCCCAUGGCGGUGACGACAAGCCAGCUCUUCACACAGCAGCCAGGAGUCCAUUGGAGAUCUUCAGUUGACCUUAGCCCUUUGUCAAUCUCAGCAUUCCCCAUCAGGGUCCAGUGUCCAUUUAUGCCCCUUGAGCACCGGCCCGCAUGUUAAUGUCAAUAUCACAUUCAAUAUAGGUGACAGAGGCUCACCCUGACCCCCAGGAGACUCAGUGCUCCGCCUUAGACAGGAGGAAGAGACUUUCAGUAUCCCAAAACAGGAAGCAGAAAAAGAGUUGCCUGAGCAGGAGAGUAUGGAAUAAAAUGUGUGAACGCCUCCGAAAGUGGGAUUUGCACACGCCUAUCGGGCCUAAUAGGAAUAUUUUUUUACCUCUUAUGAUCAAGGCAAUAUAGAAGACAAAGACUAUCCUUACCGCACGCGUGUGUGUGUGUGUGUCUAUAAAUGGAGUACAUAAAUGGAGUACAUGAAGUCUGCUUUCGUCAUGUUCAAUUUUUGAAUGUGCAGCCCCCAGUUCACCUUGUCUAAUUUUGUUGAGCAUAACUGGUGACAGUAAACCCAUUGUUUUAAAGAAGACAAGCAAAUCCUCAACCCCAAUUUAUCCAGUUCCCAUGUGUUUUAUUAACACAGCUGCUCGAUGUUUUCUUGAAAUAUCCCAAAUAUCAAGAAUUACACAUACUUUGAAGCCUAUUUCCUGCCAGCCAUAAAAAGAAAACACUGGUUUUUAACUUCAAGUGCGUGCCCAUAAAAUAUUCCAUUGCAGCUUCACGUCAUUGAUCACAAAUACCCACCACCGAUAAGUCAACAAUGCUAAAUCUCAUUACCAGUGAGUGUUUAAAUUUUUUAAAAAAUUAUUUUUAUGUACCGGUAGCUUGUAGCAGACAGAUGCACAUUUUGAGCAUGGCGUCUCUGAUCCACUAGUGAAACGACACUUUUGAUUGUCUCUUUCAUCGACAACUAUUUCAAACAGUGGUUAAGAGUGCACGACUGUCCGUGUUUUUAUGCUAUUUGCUGUGUUUAUUUUAUUUUAUGUUAACUGUUUGGUAAAGCACUUUAUUACAGCUGCAGAUGUUGUGAAAGCGCGAUAUAAAUCAGGAUGUAUUGUAUUGUGUGAAUUAUCUUCGGUGUUUUAUCACAGUUUGGUGCAAGACAGUGAAGAAUGUUUUUUUCAGAAACUAAUGUUUAACUUGGAAUUUUUAAUUUCAAUGUUCAUAGGUGGACAGGCACCCCAAAGAGCCAUCGAUGUGAAUACAAAACCUGCCCUCCUUGCAACUCACGCGCACAUUGUCCCUUUAAAUACGGGUUUGGUAUGAUCAUGCUGCCACUUGCUGGAUAAAAGCACAAACAGCAGUCUUCGUGACGAAUAAAGCACUUGAAAAGCGUUCGAUUGCCCAUUGUAUAUCUCAACCCAACUGUCUUAAAAGUUAAAACGUUGCUUCGUCGUGAUAAAUUUGAGCUCGCCUGUGUCACUACGUUUAAUUUUUCUUACCAGCAAACCUGAAGACUAACCUGGAGGUAAUCUGGAAUGUUCAAAUAUUCGGGGGUGAUAGGAGAAUAAAGUUUGAAUUGCAUUAUUUCGCAAGGACAAUUCCGUGGCCAAUUUACUUUAAAAUAUAUAAUUUGAAUGCCAUUGGUUUUUAACAGUAAUUUUCAGCUAUUAAUGUCCUAGUAAUACAUUUGCCCCAUGACCACCCCUCGUUUUUGCGGCCAGUUGGUUGCGCCUGUUGCCGCUGUCUGUUGCUCUCCUUCCUGGUGGAGACUUGCCUCGGAGAAGCUGUCGAUAUCUUUACAUAUCCCGUG
Messenger RNA from Hippocampus zosterae (dwarf seahorse), 4731 nucleotides. It is a transcript of the gene tnfrsf1b, whose product is annotated as tumor necrosis factor receptor superfamily, member 1B. NCBI's taxonomy places the organism in Eukaryota, Metazoa, Chordata, Actinopteri, Syngnathiformes, Syngnathidae. Gene Ontology annotation, molecular function: tumor necrosis factor binding; tumor necrosis factor receptor activity. Gene Ontology annotation, biological process: regulation of T cell cytokine production; positive regulation of oligodendrocyte differentiation; regulation of T cell proliferation. The transcript has 9 exons. The record is from RefSeq and is a predicted model, not a curated record. The coding region runs from base 1809 to 3005 and encodes 398 amino acids.